GAAAGAAAUCCUCCAAUAGAGCUAACCGCGUGUUUUUGUUGAUUCCAUUUUUCAAUAUUCAAUAUUGUGCUUCCUUCGGCUCUUGGGAAUUUUGGAAAAGGAUGGCGUUACAAAAAGAUAGUCCGAAAAUGAAGAAAAAGUCGCUUAAAGUAGGAAGUGGAAUUGCCUCAGCAUCCACAAUUAUUAAAAAGAAGAAAAAACUGUUAAAGCCUUCGGCAAUUAAGACGGAAUCAGCACUCCUCGCUGAGCCGACAAUGGAAGCUGGCACCGAAUUGAAACUUGGUCUGAAACAGGAGAAAACCCCACCGGAAAGUACGGCUCAGCCUGUCGUAAUUAAAACGGAGGCUAUUGGAGAUGGUGGUAAUGGCAAGGAUACUGACACGGAUGGGGAAGAAGAAAAAAGUGAAAAGGUUAAGGAACCUAAACCGUUCACCAUCUUUGUUGGCAACCUUCCGACGACAACAUCUAAAUCCGGAUUGAAAGCACUGUUCAUCAAGUAUGGCGGUGUAAAAUCCUUGCGCUUCAGGACGAAUGAUGGGCAAAAGAUUUUGGAUAAGAAAAAUUUACAACACGUUCUAUCGCUCAACGCUUACGUGCAGUUCUCUUCCCGGGAAAGUAUGGAAAAAGCACUGGAGAUGAAUGGUCAGAUGGUGGGUGAAAAUCGCAUCCGAGUCAGUCUGGAGGGCAAGAAGCCAAUAGGCGACGUCAAAUCUACGGUGUUCGUAGGAAACAUUAAGCGAGGUACAAGCGAGAAUGAUCUGCACAACUUUUUCAGUAAGGCAGGCCCAAUUGAGUUCAUUCGGUUCCUAUCCGCAAAGUGUGUCGCGUACGUAUGCUUCAUGAAGGGCGUUUCCUUGAAAAAAGUGCUCAAACUGGACCAGGAAAAAUUAAACGAUCGUCCGCUGAGAAUACAGCCGGUGAGUACGGAGCGUUCCAACGUGAAGCUCAACAAAAAGGGUAAUGUGGUUAAGCGAAAUAAGUUUCCAUCAAAAGGCCCGGCUAACAAAAGCAACGGUGGCAAAGCGAACAACGAUUUUCACGGCAAAGUAUCCGAAGUGAAGAACAAAAACAAGACAAACAGUUCCAAAUCUGGCGUUGGUUCAGUGAAGCAAAAGCAAAUAUUGGCCAAGAAAUUGAAGGCUGCAUUUAAUAUGAAUAACAAGUGAAGGAAGUGGAUCGUUGCUGUUCCACCGCAAUAUACUACAAAUGCCGCUAGUAUCG
Messenger RNA from Anopheles moucheti, 1221 nucleotides. RefSeq names its product RNA-binding protein 34-like. The transcript has 2 exons. Lineage: Eukaryota; Metazoa; Arthropoda; Insecta; Diptera; Culicidae. Gene Ontology annotation, molecular function: RNA binding. The coding region runs from base 102 to 1166 and encodes 354 amino acids. The record is from RefSeq and is a predicted model, not a curated record.